This is a messenger RNA of Copidosoma floridanum, 1470 nucleotides long. RefSeq lists its product as uncharacterized. Gene Ontology annotation, biological process: negative regulation of cell migration. Lineage: Eukaryota; Metazoa; Arthropoda; Insecta; Hymenoptera; Encyrtidae. Gene Ontology annotation, cellular component: Sin3-type complex. The record is from RefSeq and is a predicted model, not a curated record.
GGUGUAUAAUAUAGCUGAUCGGUUCUCACAAUGUACAUUCAAAGAUGAAUGACACAAGAAAGCGUAGAAAAGUAGCAAAGGCCAAGAUGUUCAAUUUCCACAAGCCGAAGGUUUACCGGUCGAGUACCGGUUGCUGCAUAUGCAAGGCCAAAUCGAGCAGUUCCCGGUUCACGGACAGUCGCAAGUACGAGGAGGACUUUAUGAAGUGCUUCAAGCUCCAGGAGCGCCGCACCGGGGAGAUAUGCAACGCCUGCGUCCUUCUCGUCAAGAGGUGGAAGAAACUACCGGUCAGCAGUGGCCGCGACUGGCACCACGUGGUGGACGCACGAGCCGGUCCGGGAAUCAAAGCGUCAAAGUUCAAAGCGAAGAACAAAAAGUGCCCGAUCGUCAAGAAGAAGAAGAAGCACGAGGACGACAGCGACGACUCAGCAGAGGAAAACGCAGCCGGAAACGGUAGCAAAAAUUCGAGCAGAGCCGGCAGCCCAGCUAGCAGCGACGAAAAUGGGGACAAGCGACUGGAUCACGAUCCCGGCGAUGCGCACGUCAGCGACUUUAUCGACACGACGUACUUCACCAGAAAAAAAAUCUGCUGCGGGGUGAUAUACGUGGGCAGAUGCGGCGAGGUGAUGAUCGAGGCGUCCCUGUUCAAGCCGUGCCUGAGCUGCCUGGCGCGCCGGCAACAGCAGCACCAGCAACAGCUCCUCGAGCGGGCCGCUUUGGCCACCUCGACCGCGGGCUCGAGUCCGGACCACUCCUCGGCCUCGGCCAGUCCCUGUCACAGCUCGGCCUCGGCCAGUCCCGCCCACAGCCUCGACUCGAUCGUCUCGGGCGACAGCAAGAGCAGCGCCAAGGGCUUCCUCUGCGACUCCUCGUCCGACUCUGGCUACGACGACUUCUCCAAUCCCGGUGACAGCAAAAAGCUGCAGCUCUUGCUCCAGGCACCCGCGCCCUCCAUGUCCCACCUAACGAUCGGCAAGCCCGUGGUCAAGCCGGUCGCGAAGCCGCACCAGCAAAUCAAGCUUAUGGAGCCGAUGGUGACGACGACGACGACGACGACGACGACGAGCGUGGCCGGGGCGACUGCACUGCGAUUCAGAGGUUUGAAAAGCACAAAGGUACCGAUUAAGCUGCUCUGUAAGCCCGUGGCGCUAGUCAGCUCGGCCAAGCUGAGCCUCGCGGGUGGUGGCCCGGUGAUGCCCGACUCGGUGCUCACGGUUGUCCCGCCGGCCGUCGACUUUGCACGGUCGCCGUCCCAGAGACCGUCGCUCGCCAAUUGAACCGAUUGCGACGACGCUCCGGACGAUCCGCUUGUUGUGCGCUAGUCACUCGACGGCCACCCAUUUUUUGCUUUCCUUUGCCCAAGGAACGGGGUAUGGGUGUAUAUACUUGCUUGUUCACGUCGUAUUUCUGCCCGAGAGGUUCGUGUGGGGCAGUACUGUUGGGAUCCUCAAGGCGAUCGCUCCUGCCGGG